Molecule: messenger RNA, 2845 nt
Organism: Otolemur garnettii (small-eared galago)
Lineage: Eukaryota; Metazoa; Chordata; Mammalia; Primates; Galagidae
Gene: TNS4
Product: tensin 4
Exons: 12
Coding region: 13-2304 (763 amino acids)
Molecular function (GO): protein binding
Source: RefSeq, a predicted model, not a curated record
AUAUGCCCCUGCAUGGGGGUAGGGGCUUCACCCUCAGUUCCCACUCCCCAACUCUUUCAGGUCCUGGAGCUCCUGGUUGGCAAGUGCCAUCUGUGGGAUGUCAGUGGGGCUAGCUGGAAGCCAGAGGUAAACUGCUGGGUUACCAACUCUACCAUGUCCCAGGUGAUGUCCGGCCCCCUGCUGGCAGGAGGCCACUCAGUCAGCUUGGCUCCCUGUGAAGAACCCAGAAGGAUUCUGCACCCAGCACCCAGCCCCAGCCUGCUGCCCCAGUGUUCUUACUACACCAUGGAAGGCUGGGGUGCCCAGGCCCUGGUGGCCCCCACACCCUACAAGGGGCCCCCCAACAGGCUCCAGCAGGCCACACAGGCUGAGGCCAAGGCCAAUUGCCUCCUGCAAUCCCCUGAGGAGCAGGCCUCGGGGACUCUAGAGGACCUUGACUCCUACAUUGACUUCUCGCUGGAGACUCUCAACCAGAUGAUCCUGGAACUAGACCCUACCUUCCAGCUGCUUCCCGCAGGGGCUAGUAGCCCCCAGGCCAAAUCUUCCCAGGGCACCACCUCAAGGAGAAAGAAAGAUGAACCUGAAGCCUUAGAUAUAAAGUACAUCGAGGUGACCUCCACCAGAUCACGGUGCCACGAUGGCCCCCAGCGCUGCUGCAGCCCAUCUGCCACCCCACCCUUCGGCUCUCCGCGCAGUGGUGGCCUCCUCCCUUCCAGAGAUGGUCCCCGAGAGACCCGAAGCAGCAGUGAGAGCCUCAUCUUCUCUGGGAUCCAGGGCAGGGGGCACCAGCGCCCCCUUCCUCCUUGCGGGGGCUCCUCCCCACACCCUCCACACUCCCCCAGCAUCUCCAUCCCUUGCAUGGGGAGCAAGGCCUCAGGUCCCCAUGGCCUGAGCUCUCCGUUAGUGUCUCCUUCAGGCCUAGAGAAGGGGCUAGGGACCCAGGCCCCACAGCGGGGCAGCAGGGUCUCUGUGCUGUCAGCCAGCCCAGCAUCUGACAUCAGCUACGUGUUUGGAAGCAGCCAGUCUCUCCUCCACUCCAGCAUCUCCAGCCAUCAGUCACCUUCUAGAUCCUUGGAAAGUCCAGCCAGCUCUUCCUCCAGCCUCCACAGUCUUGGUUCAGUGUUCCCGUGUACAAGACCCAGUGACUUCCAGGCUCCAAGCAACCCCACCCAGAACAUGGGCCAGCCCAGAGCACCCCACUCCCCACUACUAGCCAAAGAACAUGCCAGCAGCUGCCCCCCAUCGAUCAACAACUCCAUGGUGGACAUACCCAUUGUGCUGAUCAAUGGCUGCCCAGAACCAGGGUCUCCCCUACCCCAGAAGACCCCAAGACACCAGGGCUCCAUCCAACCUGGAGCUGCUUCUCCCAGCAACCCCUGUCCAGCCACCAGACGCCACAACCAGACCCAGCCAGAUGCCCCCUUCACCGUGUGCCCAGAGGGUCCCACCAGGGACAUGCAGCCCACCAUGAAGUUUGUGAUGGACACAUCUAAAUACUGGUUUAAGCCAAGCAUCACCCGAGAGCAAGCAAUUGAGCUGCUGAGGAAGGAAGAGCCAGGGGCUUUUGUCAUAAGGGACAGUUCUUCAUACCGAGGCUCCUUUGGCCUAGCCUUGAAGGUGCAGGAGGCCCCCGCAUCUGCUCAGAACCAAGCAGGUGAGGACAGCAGUGACCUUAUCCGGCACUUCCUCAUCGAGUCUUCUGCCAAAGGAGUGCACCUCAAAGGAGCAGAUGAAGAGCCCUACUUUGGGAGCCUCUCUGCCUUCGUGUGCCAGCAUUCCAUCAUGGCCCUGGCCCUGCCCUGCAAACUUGUCAUCCCUCAGAAAGAACUGGGAGGUGCAGAUGGGGCCUCUGCCCCCUCCACAGACAGCCCGGCCUCCUGCCUGAAGAAAUCAGCUGGCUGCCACGCCCUAUACUUGAGCUCUGUGAGUAUAGAGACCCUGACUGGCGCCCUAGCUGUGCAAAAGGCCAUCUCCACCACCUUCGAGAGGGAUGUCCUCCCCACGCCCACCGUGGUCCACUUCAAAGUCACCGAGCAGGGCAUCACCCUGACCGACGUCCAGAGGAAGGUGUUUUUCCGGCGCCAUUACCCCCUCGCCACCCUCCGCUUCUGUGGCAUGGACCCUGAGCAACGGAAGUGGCAGAAGUACUGCAAGCCCUCCUGGAUCUUUGGAUUUGUGGCCAAGAGCCAGAUGGAGCCCCAGGAGAAUGUGUGCCACCUCUUCGCAGAGUAUGACACAGUUCAGCCAGCCUCACAGGUCAUCAGCCUGGUGGCUGCCCUGCUGCAAGACACAGAAAGGAUGUAGGGGAGAGAGCUGCCUGUGCACCUUCCCGGACAUCUCCAGGGCUUGCCCGAGAGCCCCCCUCCACUCCCCGAACAAGUGUGGCUUGUGGCAGACCACAGACCAUUCUGUUGGUCUAUCAGUAUCAAUUUGAUACUGAAUAGUAUCAAUUUGAAACCCUUGAACCCACUGUGACCUUCAGCAGUAACCUUCAUCCAGAUCCCCUGGACCUCAGUUUCCCCAACCAUAAAAGGAACCCAAGGGACCAGAUCACCUGUUCUUCUCAAACUUUGGUGGGCAUUUGAACAUGCCCCUCCAUGAUUCUGAAGGAUACCCACAUUUGACGUUCAAGGAUCCUUGCCUAAAAAUAAUGUCUGAAAACCCUCUGACCCCAUCAACCUGGAUGCUAUGGACACUACCAUAAUAACAGUCUGACAGAGACACCUGUCGUUUUGUGGCAGACGGCAGGAGCUAUGUCAGGAUCCACAGGGCUGCUGACCCGAGACUGAUGAUAGUUAAGGAUUGAGGACAGAACAAGGGAUGGAACAUACUCUAUCUCCUUCUA